Messenger RNA from Colletotrichum phormii, 917 nucleotides. RefSeq lists its product as uncharacterized. Lineage: Eukaryota; Fungi; Ascomycota; Sordariomycetes; Glomerellales; Glomerellaceae. The transcript has a single exon. Bases 272 to 865 code for a protein of 197 amino acids. The record is from RefSeq and is a predicted model, not a curated record.
ACCAAACCUGUAGAUCAUCUCAGACCCACGGAACGCAACAUCAGCCCAGUGACACAUCGCUAAAGGGUACUAAGCAGCCAUCGCGCAGGUUUAAUUCAACUCGGAUACGGAUAUACUACGGCACGAAGUACACAUUGGGCUUCUGAGAUGCCUCAAGUGGACUGAUCCAGGAAAGGCCCUGUUUCGCGGUGCUCGUAUCUUCAUCUCUGGUCACAUCUGGUCACUUCCCAGCUCGACUAUCACUAUCAACCAGAGACGGUUGUAGGAAAGUAUGUUGAGCAGUCGUACUGAAGCUUUCGAGCUAGCCAAGGGUUCGAUUCCUCCAACGUUCGACAAUGGAAUGCUGACAAUUUCUUCAACUGUCGAGCCAUUGAUGCUGGUUCCACUUAUACUUCACGACGAGUUGACAACUCAAGCGACAAGAGAGCUUCCCUCAGCAUUCACACUUACACAUAUUGCUCUCCGCAUAAUCGACGUUAAUCCAUCGACUGAAGAAUUGAUAGCAACUGCCAAUCCACCCCUUGGACAUCCCAAGUCCCGACCUGGCCCCAUCCUCUUGUCAUCCCAAAACCAUCCCCUCGAUGUCGAUCUCGUACAAAGUGUAUCACACCUGCCCUCCCCUGUCCCAGACACCACGGCAAAAUUGCAACUUGGCAUCCCGAGUCCGACGUCGGAACUGCGACAGAAGAUCUUCAAACCCGCCCAACUCUGGAUAUCCUUUUUAACCCCCAUUCUUCAUCCCAAACCCCUAGUUGACCUUGCUCGGCCAUUCUCCCCUUCCAUUGCAACACUCCAUGUCACCUCGACCGUCAACGUCCCUCGCCUAGUUCGAUCCACGCCCCGCGGCCGCGUUCGUCUAGUCUAGACUUAUAUUUAAAGUAACGGAUCAAAAACACAAAAAAAAAAAAGCCCCUGGU